This is a messenger RNA of Lagopus muta (rock ptarmigan), 11796 nucleotides long. It is a transcript of the gene CCDC88A, whose product is annotated as coiled-coil domain containing 88A. Lineage: Eukaryota; Metazoa; Chordata; Aves; Galliformes; Phasianidae. Bases 468 to 6329 code for a protein of 1953 amino acids. Gene Ontology annotation, biological process: cytoskeleton-dependent intracellular transport; cytoplasmic microtubule organization. The record is from RefSeq and is a predicted model, not a curated record. Gene Ontology annotation, cellular component: centrosome; cytoplasm. Gene Ontology annotation, molecular function: microtubule binding; dynein light intermediate chain binding. The transcript is spliced from 36 exons.
GGCGAGGCCGCGAGGUGCGGCCGCGGGCCGGGGUGUGGCGGCGGCGUCACCGCCCCGCGUCACUGUGCGGUAGCCUGGGGAACGGGCGGUUGGCGACUGGGAGCCGCGCCGCACGCCGACCACGCGGGGCUCCGCUGCCCGAGGAGCGAGGGUUUGUUCCGCCUGUUUCGCUUUUGUCUGAAAUCUCGGGAGCCGGGCAGGCUCCCCGUGUUCUUCCCUUCCCGCCUCCCGCCUCUCCGGCAUGUAGCGGGAGGACGGCGGUAGAGGGGCCGCGAUUCGCACGGGCGGCCUUUCGGACGCGGUGCCGUUGGAAGGAGGAAGGUUAAUCGUGGCCGCCGGCGCCGCGCUGAGGAAAUGGGGCUGGCUGCUUACAGCUGAGUCCGUCCGCUGCCGGGAGCUGCCGCGGCGUGGGCUUCAACCGUUCUGGCAUCAGGGAGGCACGCCGAUGCCGGCCUGUCGCGUGUAAAAUGGAUAACGAAGUCUUCACCCCCGUUUUGAAGAAGUUCACGCGCAGCCCUCUCGUCACAUGGAUUCGGACGUUUGGACCCUUAGCAGAAGAGAAUGGCAACAGCCUGGAGGAAUACCUGACGCUGGUGGAUGGCGUAUUUCUCAACGAAGUCAUGCUGCAGAUCAAUCCGAAGUCCACUAAUCGGAACGUAAACAAGAGAGUCAACAACGAUGAAUCGUUAAGGAUUCAGAACUUGUCUAUUUUGGUGAAGAAAAUCAAAUAUUUCUACCAGGAAUGUUUGCAGCAGCUGAUCAUGAUGGCUUUGCCAAAUGUCUUAAUAAUCGGCAGAAAUCCUCUCUCAGAGCCAAGUACUAAUGAAAUACAUAAAAUACUCCUGCUUAUGCUUGGUUGUGCUGUUCAGUGUCAGCAAAAGGAAGAAUUCAUUGAAAGAAUCCAACAUCUGGAUUUUGACACAAAAGCAGCUGUUGCAGCCCAUAUUCAAGAGGUAACUCAGAACCAGGAGAACGUGUUUGAUCUGCAGUGGACGGAUGUCAUUGUAUUUACACAAGACUCUGUUGAACCUCUUCUGAGAAAUAUGGCAUCACAUUUGAGAAGACUUGUGGAUGAAAGAGAUGAGCACUUAGAGACUAUCAUAGAACUCUCAGAAGAACGGGACUGUCUCCAAUUGCAACCUCAGACAUUAGUAGCACAAUCACCUUGUGGAUCUCCUUGCUUGAAAGACACUGAAAGCAAGCAGCACCUGACAGUUGAGCUAGCAGAUGCCAAAGCAAAGAUAAGAAGGCUUAGGCAAGAGAUUGAAGAAAAGAAUGAGCAGUUUCUUGACUAUAAACAAGAAUUUGAAGAGAUGGAAAGUGAGUUAAGGAAGCUUCAGCAAGAGAAUAAGAGUUUACUCUCAGAUGCCCGUGCUGCCAGAGCUUAUAGAGAUGAAUUGGAUAUUCUUCGUGAGAAGGCAAUUCGAGUUGACAAGCUCGAAAGUGAAGUCGGCCGGUACAAAGAGAGGCUGCGUGAUAUGGAAUUCUACAAAGCUAGAAUGGAGGAGUUAAUGGAAGACAACCAAGUGAUGCUGGAAACAAAGAGAAUGUUUGAGGAUCAAAUAAAGACAUUGCAGUUCCGUUCUGAUAAAUUACACGUGGUAGAAAAAGAGAAUCUCCAAUUAAAAGCUAAACUACAUGAAAUGGAGUUGGAGCGUGAUAUGGACAGAAGGAAGAUUGAGGAACUUAUGGAGGAAAACAUGGCUCUAGAAAUGGCUCAGAAACGAAGUAUGGAUGAAUCACUACAUCUUGGCUGGGAACUUGAGCAGAUAAGCAGGUUUACUGAUCAUUCUGAAGUGUCACAUAAGUCACUUGGUCUUGAGGUAACUGAACAGACAUCAAGCAGAUUACUGAAAUUGGAAAAGGAAAACCAAGCCUUACUGAAAACAGUGGAAGAACUACGGAGCACAGUGGAUGAUUCUGUAGGAGGCAAUAGUUCAAGGAUUCUGAAAAUGGAACAAGAAAACCAAAGACUGAACAAAAAGAUUGAGGGACUGGAAAAGGAAAUUAUCCAAGAGAAACAGUGUCUUCAGAUCAAUCAAAACUUGACUAAGGAUUUGAUGAAAGAAAAAGUACAACUUGAAAAGAAAUUUGAGACGCUUCGAGGAAACUUAGAACAACAAAUUAAACUCCUAGAACAAGAAAACGAAUGUUCAAAUCAAACCAUAGCUUCCUUAAGACAGCGCUCACAAUUCAGUGCUGAAGCACAAAUGAAAGAAAUUGAAAAUGAAAACAAAAUUCUUCACGAGUCCAUUAAGGAAAACAGCGGUAAAUUAAAUAAACUUGAAUUUGAAAUAAAACAAGUCCAGAAGGAAAUGAAACACUACAAAGAGAAAGCAGAGAGAGCAGAAGAACUUGAGAAUGAGAUGCAUCGUCUGGAGAAGGAAAAUGAAGCUCUGCAGAAAAGAAUUGCUAACUUAAAUAUCACUUGUGAGAAGAUAGAGGCCUUAGAGAAAGAGAACUCGGACCUGGACAUGGAAAACAGGAAGCUGAAAAAAGCUUUGGAUAGUGUGAAAAACCUCUCGUUUCAGCUGGAGUCCUUAGAAAAGGAAAACUCUCAACUUGAUGAGGAAAACUUAGAGUUGAGAAGAAGGAUUGAAUCUUCAAAGGGUGCGAGCAUUAAAAUGGCACAGUUAGAAUUGGAAAACAAGGAGCUGGAGAACGAAAAGGAGCAGCUUAAAAAAAGCCUUGAACUCAUGAAAGCAUCGUUUAAGAAAAAUGAACGCUUGGAAGUCAGCUACCAAGGUCUAGACACAGAAAACCAAAGGCUACAGAAAGCCCUGGAGAACAGCAAUAAGAAAAUUCAGCAAUUAGAAAGUGAAUUACAAGAUUUAGAGUCCGAAAAUCAAACUCUGCAGAAGAACUUAGAAGAGUUGGUUAUUUCUAGUAAGCGCCUGGAGCAACUGGAAAAAGAGAAUAAGUUGUUAGAACAGGAGACUUCUCAACUGGAAAAAGAUAAGAAACAGCUAGAAAAAGAAAACAAAAGACUUCGACAACAAGCAGAAAUUAAAGACAGUACUUUAGAAGAAAACAAUGCCAAAAUUAGCCAUCUGGAAAAGGAAAAUAAGUCUCUGUUUAAGCAAAUAGCUGUCUACAAGGAGUCCUGUGUCCGCCUGAAAGAGCUAGAAAUGGAAAAUAAAGAGCUUGUGAAGAGAGCUAGCAUUGAUAAGAAAACCCUUGUCACUUUACGAGAGGACUUGGUGAAUGAAAAACUGAAGACCCAACAAAUGAAUAACGAUCUAGAAAAACUUUCCCAUGAACUUGAAAAAAUAGGCUUGAACAAGGAGCGUCUCCUGUGUGAUGAGCAGAGCAGUGAUGACAGGUACAAACUUUUGGAGUCAAAAUUGGAAUCCACUCUUAAGAAAUCUCUUGAAAUAAAAGAAGAGAAAAUUGCUGCUUUGGAGGCUCGUUUGGAAGAAUCAACAAAUCUAAACCAGCAACUCCGUCAGGAACUUAAAACAGUGAAAAAGAACUAUGAAGCUCUCAAACAAAGACAAGAAGAGGAAAGAAUGGUUCAGAAUCCUCCUCCAAGAAAGGGAGAAGAAAAUCAGUCUGUCAAUAAGUGGGAGAAAGAAAACCAGGAAACAACUAGAGAAUUACUGAAAGUUAAAGAUCGAUUAAUUGAAGUGGAAAGGAAUAAUGCUACACUUCAAGCAGAGAAGCAAGCACUGAAAACACAAUUAAAGCAGCUUGAGACACAGAAUAACAAUCUGCAGGCUCAGAUUCUUGCACUUCAGAGACAGACUGUUUCUCUGCAGGAGCAGAAUACAACUCUACAGACUCAAAAUGCCAAACUUCAGGUUGAAAAUUCUACCCUUAAUUCUCAAAGUACAUCUCUAAUGAAUCAGAAUGCACAACUGUUGAUUCAACAGUCUGCUUUAGAAAAUGAGAAGGAAGGUGUGCUCAAAGAGCUGGAAGAUCUGAAGUCACUGUACGAUUCACUUCUCAAAGACCACGAAAAACUGGAGCACCUACAUGAACGCCAGGCUUCUGAGUAUGAGUCACUGAUUGCUAAACAUGGAAGUCUUAAAUCUGCACACAAAAAUCUGGAGGUGGAGCAUAAGGACUUGGAAGAUAGGUACAAUCAGCUGCUUACACAGAAAGCGCAGCUGGAAGAAUUGGAGAAAGUGCUCAAAACAGAGCAGGAGAAAAUUCUGCAGCAAAAUGAAGAACAUGAGACUGUGGCAGCAGAGUAUAAGAAACUUCGUGAUGAAAAUGAAAGCACAAGAAUGCCAGACAAAGUGCUGUGCAGUGUGGAUGUGGACUGUAGAGAGAGCAACCCACCGCUUGCUCAUACACACGAUCAACUCUUGAAAGAGAAUGAAGUUCUGCAAACUGAUCAUAAGAAUUUGAAGACUUUACUGAACAGUUCCAAGCUGGGACAAACACAAUUAGAAGCUGACUUCUCUAAACUCCGAGAGGAGUACCAACUGCUGGAUAUUAAAUGUACAAAAAUAACUAACCAAUGUGAGCUGCUUAGCCAGCUUAAAGGAAAUAUGGAGGAGGAAAACAAACAUCUACUAGAUCAAAUUCAGACAUUAAUGCUACAGAAUAGAACAUUACUUGAGCAGAAUAUGGAAAGCAAGGAUCUCUUCCAUGUAGAGCAAAGGCAGUACAUUGACAAGCUAAAUGAAUUAAGGCGACAGAAGGAGAAACUGGAGGAGAAGAUAAUGGAUCAAUAUAAAUUUUAUGAACCAUCUCCACCCAGAAGAAGGGGCAACUGGAUUACACUGAAGAUGAGGAAACUGAUGAAAUCCAAGAAGGAUGUUAAUAGAGAACGUCAGAAGUCUGUAACCCCUACACCUACCCGUUCAGAAUCCAGUGAAGGAUUUCUUCAGCUGCCCCACCAGGACAGUCAGGAUAGCUCCUCAGUGGGCUCAAACUCUAUUGAAGAUGGACAUGUCCUGGGAACCAAGAAGAGUACCAUGGUUGCACUGAAAAGACUGCCCUUUUUGAGGAACAGACCGAAGGAAAAAGACAAAAUGAAGGCCUUCUAUCGUCGCUCCAUGUCCAUGAAUGACCUGGUGCAGUCCAUGGUCCUAGCAGGAGGACAGUGGACAGGUAGUUCUGAGCAUCUGGAGGGUCCUGAUGAUAUAUCUGCGGGUAAAAGGAGGAAAGAAUUGGGAGCUAUGGCCUUCUCUACUACAGCUAUCAACUUUGCAACUGUCAACUCUUCUGCAGGCUUCAGAUCCAAGCAGUUGCUAAAUAAUAAAGAUGCGAUGUCGUUUGAAGAUGUAAGUCCACAAGGUAUUAGUGAUGAUUCUAGUACAGGAUCAAGAGUUCAUGGAGUACAGGACAUUAACUGUGCAGAUGCUCUUGCUCCUCCUGUUCGUGGCAUUUCAGCAAUGUGCAAGGUUCCCUGUCAGAUCUGUUUGCCCUUUUCUAAAGCGUCCUCUUGGACAGCCCGGAAAUCCCUUCGCUUUCUGAUCUCUUCCAGACCAGCCAGCCUUGAUAGUGGCAGAACAUCCACUAGUAAUAGCAAUAACAAUGCUUCACUCCAUGAAGUCAAAGCAGGUGUGGUUAACAAUCAAAGCAGACCUCAGAGUCACAGCAGCGGAGAAUUCAGCAUGCUACAUGAACACGAUGCUUGGUCAAGCAGCAGCAGCAGCCCUAUUCAGUAUUUGAAAGGUCAUACAAGGUCUAGUCCUGUGCUUCAGCAAAGAACACCUGAGACACUGGAUCGUGGUGGAAGAUGGAUCAAAACUGAUUCUCCUGGAAGUGAGGUUGUUACCCUGCAGCAGUUCUUAGAAGAAAGCAACAAAAGUACCUCAAGUGAGAUGAAAUCUGGGAGUGAAGAGAAUCUUUUAGAUGAAGUAAUGAGAAGUUUAUCAGAGUCAUCUGAGCUGACAGGGAAGGAAAAGCUAAGAAAGGCAUCUGCUGGUUGUGGAAUUGUGAGGUCACUGAGCGUAAAAAAUCCAGUUGAUUUCUCAGAUGGACGAUCCAUUAAACCAGAGCAACUCGUAAGGCCCAGCCUUCGUAAAACAGAAGAUGCCUAUUUCACUAGCUCCCCAAUAAAAUUUACAUCGGGCACUCAAGGGAAGGCCAAAUCAGUGAAAGAAAAGAUGCAAACAGCUGCAUCACAGCGACAAUCAAGGGAUUGCAAUCCUUACGCUACCUUACCUCGUGCGAGCAGUGUGAUUUCUACAGCAGAAGGAACUACUCGAAGGACAAGCAUUCAUGACUUUUUGUCUAAGGACGUUAGGCAGCCUGUUUCUAGUGAUCCAGCAACACCCACCGCUGACAGAAGUGCUCCAGCAACAUCUAAUGUGGAAGCUAUCCCAGAAAGCAGAAAUUCAAAAUGCAGGUCUAGGGAGCAACAAAGCUCCUAAAUCUAUUACCCACUACAUGAGAUGUGGGCCAAGUGAGAGAAAAGUGUCCUUCAGUGUCUCAAUAUGAAGCCUUUAUUUCUGAAGUAAACAAGACAGCAACUGUAGGAAUCAUUAAUAAAUAUUAAGGGAAUUUUUUACGUUCUUCGUGACUAGAGCAGGCAAGAAAUAAAAACCUACCUACCUUCCUUCCUUCCUUGAAUCAAGGAGCUCUACUGGAGUCUGCUGCCGAAAACUUGUAGAUGGUCUUAGGAAUUAUUGCACAUUGCACUGUUAAGAUCUACUGAAUAAAGGACAGUUCUCAUCUCCCUAAGGACCAAGAAUUUUAAGGUCUCAAGAAUUACUCCAGGAAAAAAAAAAAAGCAAACAACUUCUUUCAGCUUCUGUUUAUGAAAUUAGCCACUGAUUUGCUUAAGCUUCUGCUAAUACUUAGCCAAAAAAGCCCAACCCAUAACUUGCAGUUUAUAUUUACUUCUGUAAAUUUAAAAUAAAUGCUGUAGUAUUUUGUUGAAAGCGACUGUAUAUACAGACACAAAGACCUCUCAGCUUACUGGCACUUCCCUGCCUUAUUGGUUAGCAUAAUCUGCAUGGAAUGGCUCUUAUAAAGUUUAUGCUGAUUUCUUUUUGUUGCAAACAAUUGUUUACAUACAUGAGAACAUUUGAUCACUAACAAAUGUGGGGGCUCAUGGGAUAAUCGUAUGAUAUAGGAAAUGUUUGUGUUCACAUUCCCGAGUUGUUCUGCAUAUCUGUGUUCAGAUGUUUUUGACAGGAAAUUGUCAGGUAUGAUUUCUCUGUAACUUUUAUUUCAGCGUAAGGCUGUGUUCAACAAAUGGCACUUCCAGGAGAGGGUUGUCCUGCCAUGUUUGUGUACUGACUGAUUUCUUCUUUCAUUGUUUGUCUUCUGACAUGAGUUGAUUGCAGCUUAGGUGGUUUCUUGAUGGCAAAAAAGGGAAAUAACGUGUGUGCAUUUCACAAUCAAUUCCCCUUAAGGUUAUCUUGUAUUACUAAGAUACAUUUUGUUGGUUAUUGACUUACAUUAAAGUCAACACGUGUAAUUGGUACAUUCAGUGGUCGUCUCGGAAGCAUUUGCAGUGAGCUCAAAGGAAGUGUACCUGAACUUAGAAGCAGAUUUAACAUUACUGUAAUCCUUUUUUAUUUCUAAACAGUAGGCACAUUCAUGUUUCUGUUCUCAAGGGUUAAAUUAGCUGUGUAACCUCAUGCCUGAUCUUCCAGUGCAGCUCUCUGUUCACAUAAAGUAAGCAGGGCUCAGUCCUGGAGCUGCAGUGCUUGUAGAAGGAUCACACUGCUGCUCAGACUGCCGUACGGCCGCUGCAGCUCCUUUCACUUCCUCUUUUUUCUUGAGGCGUACAGGUUUUGCCAUGUGUGAAGUCUCAAGCUUUCAGGGACAAUGGGAACAGAAUCAUUUUCCACCUGAGAGAGAACGCAGUUCCACGGAUUUAAAACGUACUGGCAAGUUGUUUCUUAUUUUACAGAAACUUUGUCAAAAAGGAAAAGAGAAAAAGAAAGUUCAGUAAGUUUAGAGUUGGAAAUUUUCUCCUUUUAUUUUCCUGAAAGUGACUUCCUUCUGAAAUACUUCUUUAUGAUGGAGUGUGUUACAAGAUCUCCAUCAGAGUCUGGCAACAUAAAUGCCUUGUUCAGCCUGAGUGUUUUUCCACAGAGAACUUACAGGUUUUUUUUUCCACUUGAGUGAAACUAGGACAAACUUUGCAGCUCUACACCUUAGAGGAGUUUGAUUUUUUCCUCUGAUGAUGUUUCUGGUAUUUGAAUUCAUUAGCUGAAUUUCAGCAUGAACUCAUACAAGUGUCUCAUUCCGGUCCCCUUAUUCUCAGUGCCAAGAUUUCCAUUGCUGCCUGCAGAGUGUUGCCAUUGUUCAGUGAUUCCAGGAGUGACCUGAAGCCCAGAGCGUUCCUGACAUCCAGUUCCACAACAUUUUUUGCAGGCAGUCUGAGCUCAGUUGCACGUGGAAUAACUUCCUGUGCUGUAAUUGAUAGCACAGUCUUUUAGGGAAGGAUUCCGAGCGCUCCAGGCUGCAGCGACAGCUUCCAGGUGUCACAGGCCGUACUGCAGGUACUGCUGUGUCCCUGUGUGCAGUCAGAGCUCAGGUACUACCGAGGUUCUUCCUCAAUACAAAGUGAGCCAGAGAGGAGACCCCUGGUGUGCUCUCAGAGAAAAUUAUUAAGCAAUAAAAACUUGAUGUCAGGCCAGCUUUCUCUGCCAUUCCUGUGCUGCAAUAGAGGCGUAGCCAUAGGGACCGAAGGAAAACUUGCCUUACAGAGUUUCUUAGCCAUAGCUGUUAGGAAAGAUAAUUGAAAUAAGUAAAUACUAGGAAACUAAUUCUCCAUUUUGCUACUCUCAGGUUUGUUUCAGGGCCUGAGUGUUGGUGCGUUCUCCCAGUACCUCUCCUUGACAGCAGAGGACUGAUGCGCUUGAAGCUUUUAAACCUAACCAAUUCAUAGUGUCACUGUUUCUAGAACUCAGUGUGUCUUCAGUUAACCCAUGGUGCCAAGCAUUGCUUGUAUUGCAGCAUCUGUGCAGCUGUGUGUGCUCUGGCGUGCCGCAUACUCGAAGACCUGGGAAUAUUGCCAUGGCUGACGUGUGGCACACAGCCAGGCACAUGCAGCCUUUUGCCCUCACUACACGUGGCUGUGUCAUUCCUGCAUGGGCGCUCCCCUGACUUCUCAUUUUUGGGCUCUUUUCUGUAUUCAUUAAGUUGUCCAGAAUUUCCCAUCACGGCCAGGGUGCUUAGUCACAAAUGUGAGAGUUACCACAUAGCACGUAUGGAAGGUGAAAAGCCUUUGUCCAAAAACCUCGGUGAAUUUUCCUUGUUUGGGAGCAUCGGUGGAGACGUGGCAGCUGAAUUCAUCCCACUAGUGCAGGUCAGGGCUGUGUGCCAAAGUGCUGGCUGGUGGCCCUGCACCAUUCUUGGCAGGCUUGGAGCUGCUGGGCCAGCAUCAGGACAGAGACCACAGGGGGAUUUGGUUUGUAUUCACCAAGAUACACCAAAGCAGCACGCACCAGGAAUACAUUUUCAUUGAGAUCAGAUCCUAAUACUCCCAGUGCUUACUGUGUGGAGACACUUCAGAGCAGAAGAGCAGUCAGGAAGCGCUCUGUACUCUGAUGCCUUUCCUUUCCAGACUGGUAUAACACCUCUGUAAGGCACCUCAUCUUUCCAUACGACUAAAAACCAAACUAUCGAUGUAAUUCGGGGGCCACCUCCCCUUCUCAAACACAGCCUCCCAGGGCGCAGCACAGCGGCUGUGGGGCAGCCCACAAGAAGAGCACAUCACUGGUAGCAGCAAGAGUUGAGUUGCCAAAUGUGUCACUGUGAGUUCAAGCUUACAGUUUGUUUUAAUACCGCACAGUGUAGAAUUUCCAUUUGCUUUGCUGAUAGUCUGCUGUUCUUUAGCAACAUUCCCAACUUUGUCCAAGACAUGGUGCAGCCUCACCAGAGCUCACGGAUGAUUCUUAGAGGUAGAUGAUAACGUAUAUGUAAAUAAUGCUUUGAUAUUAAUAAAACUGCCUUAAAGGAAUGUACCUAGGUGUGAAACAAAACUUAAAAAGCUCUUAUUUAAAACUGUAAUUUCCUUUACAUAUUGAUUUUUUUUUUUUAAUGUUUGCCAUUGUAUACAUUUAUUAAUGAUGUUAUUAAAAUACCGAACCAAAUAAUUUUUAUCCUUAUUUUGUGUAUAUAUAUUGAUACACACAUGUUCUGGAAACUGAUGUUGCUGGAAGGAUAUUGGUGUUCAGUGGUGGUUGUGCUCGGUUGGUGAUGUGUUCAGUAUUUCUUCUGAAAGGAAACCUAUAAAACUGUAGCAGAAAUGUUCUGGGCGCUGCGUAGUUUGUUCUGUGCUGUUAAUUUGUAAAGACUCAUGUAGCUUUUAAUAUCCCUUAUUUUAAUACUAUUUUUAAGACACUAAUUUCAUAGUAAAUACAUUAAGAAUUCCUGGCAGGUUUGCCAAACGCAGGAUUUGGAGCUUUGAUUUUGCUUGCUGGUUAUUUCUGCUGGAACAAGACUCAGAAGCUCUUCUAAUAGUGAAGAUAGUUUAAUUUUUAGGCUUGCAGAUCUUCAGACUUGUGAGAAGUGUAGGAAUCUGCUAUUGUGCACAUCAUUGCAACUUAUUAUCUUUCACAUGUAAAGCUUUCUGGUUUAAAAAACUUGACCAGCUAAAUUUAUUGCUUUUUACUCCCCCUUUUGGAAGUGAUAAUUCACGAGUGCCACAGGGAAUAAAGGGAAGGGAGAGUGGCAGGCAGAGGGCACAACAGAUUUCACUUUUAAAGGUGCAGAAGGCUGUGUCGUAUCUGCCUGUGUUAGAAGCGCGUUUGUCAACCUGGGGUUCAUUGAUCAGCUCACUUAAAAAGAAAACAAAAUUGGGGGGAAAUAAACUCUGAUGGAGUUCCUCAGCUCCCAGAGCUGUCUUGGCCAUAUCUCGUGAAACUGAGUCAGUUUCCUUGUGUAUUUAAAAUGUCCCCUUUGUCGUUGUUAGUAGUGCAUCCUGUAGCAAGAUGCAGUAGCAAAUGCUAAUCAGUACCACAAGUCUUUCUGUGGUUUUCUUCAUUCUUUUUUUCCUCUUCUGUUUCCACCUGUGCUCAUCCUGCUGCUUGCCUUUGGGCGUUUUUCUCACACCACAGCCAUCUUCCUCAGGCAAUAUUUAAAAGCCCUUUUACCUCUCAUCUCCAAAUGUUGUUCCUGGCUUUGGGUACUUGUGACCAGUUUGGCUGCUGGACAUCAUGGACUUUCUGCUUAAGAAAGCAUUGGAAAGGGGUUUUACUCAUUUAGAAAGGAGAGAGAAGUAAUUUCAUUAGGAAUUCAAUGUUGAGAACAUGUUGGUCUGGUUCCUGUGAUAGCAUAUACUUUUCUGUACUAAAUAUAUCGCCUAUCCUAAGCCAAAUCAGACUCCCCACAGCUUUUUGAACAUCUGGACAUUUGUGUGUUCGGUUCCCCAUCUCCCAAAGGGAGAAACUCAAGUCUGUCCGCUGUCACACCCUUCUUUCCACUUACAUGGCACUGGUUACAAGGGUACAGUGGAAUAGAGAACAUGCUCACCCUCCACAGGUUGAUGAGCCAGAAGAAAUUGUGCACAGAAGCUAAUCCUGUGCCAGGUGGUAUCUUCUUUCCUCCCAGGAAUCAGCAGGAGAUGCCAUACCCCUGCAGGAAGCUGUGUUAUUCCUUAAAGCUCUUGUCCUGGCUAUUUGCACUGCUCCCUGUCUGCUCAGUUCUCCUUCAUGCUCUGCCACUUUUGUGGAGGCACGCUGUCCUAAUGGGCUUAACACAGAAGGCUUAAUGAUUAGAUCCCAAAGGGAGGAGACUGUGAAAUGAAAAUGCAGCUGAAAAUGUAGACAAUCAAGUACAAUUUCUGUAGUGCAACUAAUUUUCUAUUUUCUAGAUGAAAAUUAAGAAAGAAAAGCAACAGAGCAGGAGAGAAAUGGGUACAGGUGAGAGAAAAAAAAA